GUCAGUCUCUGAUCGGGGGUGGAGCCUCCCCUCCCGGAGGGGCGGGGCGCAGUGAGACGCGUUGUUGGAACCUCGGAAGCAGGAGCUUCCUUGCUGAGCUCGGUUCCCGGACCAUGGGGGCUCCCGGGGGGAAGAUCAACCGGCCGCGGACGGAGCUGAAAAAGAAACUGUUCAAGCGGCGCCGGGUGCUGAGUCGGGAGCGGCGGCGGCGGCACCGGGUGGUCGGGGCGGUGGUGGACGAGGGGCUCAUUACUCGUCAUCAUCUCAAGAAGCGGGCGUCCAGUGCCCGGGCCAACAUCACCCUGUCUGGGAAGAAGCGCAGGAAACUUUUGCAACAGAUCAGGCAUGCCCAGAAGGAGAAGGCUGCCAUGGAGGUGGAAGCCCCCCCGAAGCCAGGCAGGACCACUGAGGCACAGCCUAGACGGCAGAAGAAAAGGAAGCCUGGAGUUAUCCAGGAUGUGGAGAUGGAAGACCUAGAACCCGACAGCUGAGCCCAGGCAACCUCAGAAGAGGCCACCCCUUCAGAUAGGAUAAGGAGGCAGAGCCCCAUACCAAUAGGCUGCUGCUGCUUUAUUUUUUAAAAUGUUUGGAGGCAGUUGGGGUUAGCUGACUUGCCCAGGGUCACAUGUCUAGUGAGUGUCUCGGGCCAAAUAUAAACUUAGGUCCUCCUGAUUCCAGGGCUGGUGCUCUGUGUCUCCUAGGUGCCCCCCUCCCACCAUAGGCUUCUAAAGAUACCCAACCUUUCCUUCCCCAAGGCGCCCCCCCCACCCCAUGCCUCUGAUCUCCAAUUCCCUUUGCUGGGGGAGGGGAGUGUCAGAUACUGUUUCUUCUGUUUCCCAGGGAGGAAAGAAGGGAGGCCAGUGGCUCAGUAGUGAUAAGAAUUUGUAAUAAAGUCAUUUGAAUUCUG
Molecule: messenger RNA, 907 nt
Organism: Dromiciops gliroides (monito del monte)
Lineage: Eukaryota; Metazoa; Chordata; Mammalia; Microbiotheria; Microbiotheriidae
Gene: C6H11orf98
Product: chromosome 6 C11orf98 homolog
Exons: 4
Coding region: 114-491 (125 amino acids)
Source: RefSeq, a predicted model, not a curated record